UACCACUACAACCUCAACGACAAUGCCAACGACAAAGAUAGAAACUACUUCUACUAACCAUAAAACAUCCAGCAUUGAGAAAGAAAAAGAAAGUUUAACAGUGGUAAAUGCAAUAUUGAUUGCUGUGGUGGUGGUACUUACUUGUUUACAACUUGCAGAAAUAACUGGUUUAUAUAUAUUACAUAAAAAAGGGAUUGUGCAAUUCAAGAUCGGGAAAAAAGAAACGGUUUAUGCUGACGUCAAAAGUGAUAAUACACAGGUUCACGUUUACAGUACAAUGAAUAGAGCUGAAGAUACCGGGAACAGUAACUACUAUAAUGAAAUUCACUGACGUGUUUACUUACUCUCGAAAUAGAUGAAGAUCUGUGUACCGGAAGUUGCUACUUGAUGCCUGUUGUAUAAAUGAGUUAAACUACUAUUUUUGAUUAUGUCAUCAUUUAAAACAAUUUCACAAAAGCAUACAUUAAACUUAUCCAUAUAAGUCAGUAUGGCAAAAAUGAGACUGACGAUAAUAAAAUACUGUAUCAAAUAUAUAUAACAUAUAAGAUCUAGAUCUACCAA
Mytilus trossulus (common blue mussel) is the source of this 561-nucleotide messenger RNA. RefSeq lists its product as uncharacterized. The record is from RefSeq and is a predicted model, not a curated record. The transcript is spliced from 4 exons. NCBI's taxonomy places the organism in Eukaryota, Metazoa, Mollusca, Bivalvia, Mytilida, Mytilidae. The coding region runs from base 23 to 331 and encodes 102 amino acids.